Paralichthys olivaceus (Japanese flounder) is the source of this 518-nucleotide messenger RNA. Lineage: Eukaryota; Metazoa; Chordata; Actinopteri; Pleuronectiformes; Paralichthyidae. The record is from RefSeq and is a predicted model, not a curated record.
GUGUGUAGUUGUUGAGCCAGCUGAAAGGAAACCUGGAGGAGGAGAAUCGUCACCUGUUGGAUCAGAUCCAGACUCUGAUGCUGCAGAAUCGCACACUGCUGGAACAGACCAUGGAGAGCAAAGACCUGUUCCACGUGGAGCAAAGACAAUACAUAGACAAGCUAAAUGAGCUGAGGAGACAGAAGGAGAAGCUGGAGGAGAAGAUCAUGGAUCAGUACAAGUUCUACGACCCCUCACCUCCACGCAGGCGUGGCAACUGGAUCACUCUGAAGAUGAGGAAGCUCAUAAAGCCAAAGAGCCGCGAGAGGAUGCGUUCGCUCACGCUGACUCCGUCUCGUUCGGAGUGCGGCGACGGCUUCCUGAGCUUUCCCCAGGACAGCCAGGACAGCUCGUCCAUCGGCUCUGGCUCCAACUCGCUGGACGACACGCUCACACAAAAGAGGAGCAGCAGUGAGUACAGACAAAACGACAUCAACACACACACAGGACGCAGAACCAAAGAUUCAAAGUCAGCAUAG